AUGGAAUUCAUCUCGAAGCAGGCCAUCCAGCGGACUGAAGAUCAAGACACCGCCAAGAAGCCACCCCAGAAUGUCAUAAGGAUUAACAUAAUCCUAGCCGACGCCAAGGAGUCAGAGCUGACCAGCAAGGAAAAGAAGAGGAAGAUCAAACAUGCCACCAUGAUCUCCCAAGUCUCGACUGACUUUCCACCAGCAGAAGAUGAUCCUGUAAUCGGCUUUCAAAAGAAAGAUCUGAUCGGUCUCGAUGUGCCACAUAAUGACGCCCUUGUCAUCAUCAUUCAAAUCGCUCAGGCCAUGGUCAACCGAAUCCAUGCAGACGAGGGCAGCGCAACCAAUAUCCUACAACUGGCGGUCAUCCAGCAGAUGGGCCUAGAGACAAAGAUCAACAAAUCAGCAAGAUCGUUGACCGGCUUUAAUGGUGCAAUAACAGUUACCGUGGGCACGAUAGACCUCGACGUCUACUCCCCGCCUGUAGUAAGCUUGCAAACAUUCAUGGUCAUUGAUGAAGUCUCACCAUACAACGGCAUUCUGGGCAGAGCAGCGACCUUUAACUGA
Prunus mume (Japanese apricot) is the source of this 555-nucleotide messenger RNA. RefSeq lists its product as uncharacterized. The record is from RefSeq and is a predicted model, not a curated record. Lineage: Eukaryota; Viridiplantae; Streptophyta; Magnoliopsida; Rosales; Rosaceae.